Molecule: messenger RNA, 2643 nt
Organism: Tympanuchus pallidicinctus (lesser prairie-chicken)
Lineage: Eukaryota; Metazoa; Chordata; Aves; Galliformes; Phasianidae
Gene: UNC119
Product: unc-119 lipid binding chaperone
Exons: 5
Coding region: 145-972 (275 amino acids)
Biological process (GO): mitotic cytokinesis; positive regulation of protein tyrosine kinase activity; visual perception
Cellular component (GO): spindle pole; centrosome; spindle midzone
Molecular function (GO): lipid binding
Source: RefSeq, a predicted model, not a curated record
UGUGGGGUUCAGCUGUUGGUAGGUGGUUAUUAAUGGGGUCGGUGAGCACUGGGUUUGAGUCUUAUUACUGGGGUCGAGCUUUUCCCUUGGGCACGUUAACCUAAAAGCUCUCAAGUUGGGGGGAACCCCUUUGGGGUCGUACAGAUGAAAAAGAAACGCGUUCAACCCGAUGCUGUCGGGGUGCAAAGCGGGGCUCUGGCAGCGAUGCCGGGCGGUGCUGCCGGCUGGGCUGUGCCGUGCCGGGGGGCGGUCCGUGCAGGGGGCGGUGCUGCCCCUCCCGGUGCGGCGGGGCCGGCGGCAGCGCUUAGCGGGGCCGAUCACACCGGAGGAGGAGGAGGAGGCGGCGGGGCCAUGAAGGUGAAGAAGAGCGGCGGGGCCGGGGGAGCGGCAGCGAGGACCGAGGAGGAGCUGGGUCGGAAAGCGCUCAUCGGGCCCGACGACGUGCUGGGGCUGCAGCGGGUCACCAGCGAUUACCUAUGCACUCCAGAGGAAAACGUUUACAAAAUAGACUUCACCAGGUUUAAAAUCCGGGAUAUGGAAUCGGGCACAGUGUUGUUUGAAAUCACCAAGCCAGCAGCAUCAGAGCGUGAACACAAUGACAAGAAGGACGUUGACCCCAACGCGGGGCGCUUCGUGCGCUACCAGUUCACCCCAGCUUUCCUUCGCCUGCGCCAGGUGGGGGCCACGGUGGAAUUCACAGUAGGGGACAAACCCAUCAAUAACUUCCGCAUGAUUGAGAGGCAUUACUUCCGUGAUCAGCUGCUGAAGAGUUUUGACUUUGAGUUUGGGUUCUGCAUCCCCAGCAGUAAGAACACGUGUGAGCACAUCUAUGAAUUCCCACAGCUCUCGGAGGAUCUCAUUCGAGAGAUGAUCCUCCAUCCAUACGAGACACAGUCGGACAGUUUCUACUUCGUAGAUAACAAGCUGGUGAUGCACAACAAGGCAGAUUAUUCAUACAGUGGAGGACCUUGAGAGCGGGAUGGACAGCCAACCUGGGCUGGCCUUUGCUUUCCAAUUGAAGUCAUCAGGGACACCAACACCUUCGGUUCAGUUGCCUACAACGUCAGCUGGACACGGAUCCACAAACCAAGGACUCUGCCACAGUAGGAGUUUCAUGACCAAACUGGCCAGCCUCAUCUCUUUGAGCAGACCCAGAUCUUCAGAGCUCUGAGCGGUUCUACGAUGCUACGCGAACUGUGGAUGCCACUUCCCUAUGUUCUUCAGGUGUCUGCUUUGAACAUGGCCUUGUGGGACCUUGUGGGAUUUUGCAGAUCUGUCUACUUCCCUCACGUAUCCUUUGGGACGCGAUGGUUUUGGGAAAAGCAAUUUGAGAAAUGCAAUGUGAGUGGACGGAUGCGAGCGCAGAGUUUUGGUUGGUUGGCUCUUGUUGUGAAUGCUUCAAAAGCACGGCCAGUUUUAACCUGUACAUCCAGCUGAAAACCUUACAGGAUCAAGUUUCAUCUUUUGGAUUAUUGCUCUAAAUAAGCAUCUCAUCCCUUUGUUUUGCUCCUUCUGUAUAAUGGUUUUGAAAUCUUGGCAGCAAUGAAACAUGCAGUGAAGACCGCUAGUUUCAUCAGGUACUGUGCUGCAUUUCAGAUGGAAGAACAUAGUGUUGGGUGUCUACAAGCCCUCUAAACAUCCUCCAUUAAUUUCAGUUUUUGCAAACUGAAUCCAGAAUAGUCUGGCCCAAAAAAAAAAAAACAAAAAAGAAAAGGAUUUUAGCUUUAUUUAAUGCUUUUACAUAGCUACCAUUCAGCUUGUCCGUGCUAUGUGUCAUACAUGUCUAUUUCUUUAAUCUGUGCUCAACACUAAGACAAGGGCUUCAGCAAUGCUCGUUAGAGCAACACUAAUUUGUCCAAGGCAGUCAGAAAGUGUGGAACGUCUAAUCUCUCAUUUGUAUCUGAAUUUGAAGUGUGCUAUGUCAGCUUUUUCCCUUUGUUUUGCACUGGGUAUGAAUACAGGUGAAGCAGCAACUCUAAUAAUGUCAGGCUUUAAGCCUUCUCUGUAAGAACUUUAAGAACAACCUUGCACAAGUUUCUCAGGAUGCACUUCUUAGGAAGAUAAUAGUGCAAUGAAGUAGCAGUGUCAAUAGCAUAGUGCAUGCAAAACCAAACCUGAGAAGGUUGUGCAGGGUCAAAGCUUCCCUCCUUCAUUUUUCCCAAUUGCCUGUUGUCAUGAAACCCUUACUCUAAAGAUCAGUGAUAGCUUAAAAGAGGAAAAAAAGGCAGUUGCAGUCUGUAGAUAUUCCUAUAAAUACUUGAUGUCUCCAUGUCUGUUCCUGUGAGUUGAAGUGGAAUGUUCAAUGUUAGCCUCAGAUACGUGUGAUUGUACUAAUUUUUAUAAACUACCAUUUCCAGUCGUGACGAACCUCUCCUUGGUCGCAGCUGAAGUCAAACAGGAGAACUACGAGUGGUUGCAGAUGGGAUGUAAGAGCAGGGAGGCUGCGUGCUGUUACUGGUAGAUGGCUGUCAGCUGUGGGGACGUUUCGUAGCAUCACAGAGCCGUUCAGGUUGGAAAAGAGCUCUCAGAUCCCCGAGUCCAACCCCAACCCACCCCACCAUGCCCACAUCCUUCAGUGCCACAUCCCUAUGGUUCUCCAGCACCUCCAGGGAUGGGGACUCCAUCACUUGAAGGAUUCCAUUU